Messenger RNA from Staurois parvus, 426 nucleotides. The record is from the annotation of a GenBank genome assembly. NCBI's taxonomy places the organism in Eukaryota, Metazoa, Chordata, Amphibia, Anura, Ranidae.
CACUGAUAGGUGACACUGAUGAUGGGUACUGAUAGAUGGCACCGACUGGCAUCACUGCUGGGCACUGACUGGCACAACCGCUGGGCACUGACUGGCAGCACUGCUGGGCUGCACUGGUGGGUGGCACUGGUGGGCACAGGUGGGUGGCACUGCUGGGCACAGGUAGGUGGCACUUCUGGGCACAGGUGUGUGACACUGCAGAGUGGCACAGGUGGGUGCACUGCUGGGCACAGGUGGGUGCACUGCUGGGCACAGGUGGGCGGAACUUGUGGGUGGCACUGCUGGGCACCGAUCAUCAGGGCACUGAUCAUCAGUGGCCCUGAUGAUCGGUGCCGAUCCUCGCUCUGACAACUGCCGGUUCUCGGCAGUACUUUCCUCACGAUCUGACAGCGUGAGGAAAGUGCAGCCGAGAACCGGCACUUGCAU